AUGAAGCUCCUGGGGAGUCUCCUUCUCCUCUGUACAGUGGCCCAUUUCUGCAGCAGGGCAGAAGCUGCCAGUGUAUCUUCAACAAUGGUGGACUGCAGCAUUUAUAAGAAGUACCCCGUAGUGGCCAUCCCCUGCCCCAUUACGUACCUGCCUGUCUGCGGCUCUGACUACAUAACCUAUGGGAAUGGAUGCCACCUGUGUACCGAGAUCUUGAGAAGUAAUGGAAAAAUCCAGUUCCUUCAUGAUGGACCAUGCUAGCUUCUCGAUGUAAA
Molecule: messenger RNA, 272 nt
Organism: Echinops telfairi (small Madagascar hedgehog)
Lineage: Eukaryota; Metazoa; Chordata; Mammalia; Afrosoricida; Tenrecidae
Gene: SPINK7
Product: serine peptidase inhibitor Kazal type 7
Exons: 4
Coding region: 1-258 (85 amino acids)
Molecular function (GO): protein binding
Source: RefSeq, a predicted model, not a curated record